Messenger RNA from Alosa alosa (allis shad), 3950 nucleotides. RefSeq names its product hemicentin-1-like. Gene Ontology annotation, molecular function: integrin binding. NCBI's taxonomy places the organism in Eukaryota, Metazoa, Chordata, Actinopteri, Clupeiformes, Clupeidae. Bases 115 to 2607 code for a protein of 830 amino acids. Gene Ontology annotation, biological process: cell adhesion. The record is from RefSeq and is a predicted model, not a curated record. The transcript is spliced from 10 exons.
GAGACCACAGCAACAGACAGUGGACUACCUACGUGGAUUAUUCAUUGUAAAUUUUCACCGUGCGCCUCGUUUGUCAUUAUUUUUCGUUAAGUGGAGGUUUGUCACGUCUUGUAAAUGUAUGUGGGAAUUUAUUUUCGGGUCUUUUUAAGUUUGCUGCCCUUAUGGGUUGUUGAUGCAAAUCAGUGUCCUGAAGGCGCGAUAACAGUCAAUCCUAAGAGACUGACUGUGAAAUAUGGGAAUUCUGUGGAGGUGAACUGUAGCUCCUCAGUACCGCACGAUGGGAUGGGCUGGGAGUCCGCGGUUGGGAAGACGGGCAUUCAGGAGGACGUCCAGCUGGUCACCUGGACUGUGGAAGCGUUAACAGACUGGGAUGUGACAGCCCUAUGCUUCAUCAAUCGUUUGGAAGAGUAUGAAGGACAGUGUAUGACAGACCUUACUGUCAUUGUGUACAAGGAUAUAGAACAUGCACCUGUACUCUCCUCUAAUCACACUGGACCAAUGAUUGAGGGAACGACAUAUCAUUUCAAGUGUGCCAUAUACAACGUUGCGCCUGUCCGAUACCUCACUGUGACGUGGUACAGGGGGAAUGUACCUAUAGGUCGUCGUGCCCUAGCUAACAGCAGCGAUAAGGCCAGCCCAGUAAAUGUGACAGAUACCUUGUGGAUCACCCCAACCAGACAUGACGAUGGAGCCCAGUUUCGGUGCGAGGCAGAGCUCAAUCUGGGAGAAGGGGGACCCCAACCGCCACCCCCUAAAAUGACAUCUCAGGAUGUCAACAUCACUGUACACUAUGGUCCAGUAACAAACAACUGUCCAGAUAGCAUUCAAGUAUCAGAGGGGGAAGAAUUGGCAAAAUUUUGUUCCUAUGAAGGAAAUCCACAUCCUACUGUUACAUGGCAACGAAAUGGGCUACCCAUAGACCCCAGCCGUCCACUCAGCAGAGAGGACGUUGGUGUCUAUACUGUCACUGUUACAGGGCUGAUGCGGUUGGAAAAAACGAUACUUGUCCAUGUGAUGUAUGGCCCAGUAUUCGACUGUCCAAACAGUUACACCGUAGAGGAGUAUAAGUCUCAUAACCUGUCUUGUGAGGUGGAAGGUUACCCUACACCUGACAUGCUGUGGUUUAAAGAUGGUGAAGAAGUGGCUUUGCCAGAUAAACUCUCCAGGGGUUAUGGGGGGCAGUAUUUCAUCCUGGCAAACAGCAGCUAUGGAAAUGCCUCUCACUUGCUUGAGAUCAAAGUUCUCUAUCCUCCUUCACGUAUUACUGAACUUGAGGACAGAGAGGUAGACUUGGUGGGGUCUGAAGUGGUGCUGAAAUGUUCCUCUUAUGGAGACCCUCGGCCACAGUAUAGGUGGAGCUACCACCGGGUCAAAAAUGUGAGGGUGAACAAUGAGGAUGGGGUGUCCCUUUUGCACAUACAUGGAGCCACCGGAGAAAACAUAGGAACAUAUACAUGUUUUGCCUUCAACAAUCUUGGAGAGGAGAGCAAAUCGGUCAGAGUCACUGUGAAAGGUGUACAGGCUCCAUGCCCAAUAGAGUUUUCCAUUGAUGGCAAACAACUGAAUGAAACAGUGGUGGAAUAUAGCAAGAAUGUUUCAGUCAAAUGUAAAGUGUCUACCAAAGCACAAGCAACGCUUCAGUGGUUAGUUUCACACAAACACAUCACCACAGGAGACACUUGGACAGAGAGAGCCCUAACAGACUGGGAUGUGAAGCCAAACUGCACAGCAACUUUUGAGGGCCGCGACCCCUGCCACCAACUCUUCAAUGUUACUCUUUUUAAAUCUCCAGAGGUGUUAUCCAUCCGUUAUCAGAACCACUCUCAACCAGUAAUUGUUGAUGGCAACAAUUAUAUACUUGUGUGUGAGAUUCUAAACAUUGCUCCAGUCAAGAACCUUGUUGUGAACUGGUACAAGGAAAUAAAAUCGAAUGAAAAAAAUAGCUCAUCAAUGGUUUAUGAAGAACAGUUCUCGGAAAACACCAACAAGCGACCUCAAAAUGUUUCCUCUACAAUCCUCAUCAAUGCCAACAAAUCCGAAAACGGGGUGCAAUACUGGUGUGAGGCCACGCUGAGGCUGGGACCACACGGACCCCAGGAAGUGAAAUCACCAGCCCUCACCGUCCACGUGCACUAUGCACCAAGUAUCAUGCAGCCAAAUGUCAGUGUUGUGCCUGUGUUCAACGACUACAAGGAGGUAUUGGUUUGUGAAGCAGAUGGAAACCCCAAGCCAGAAAUCACUUGGAUCUUCAAUAAUCAAUCCAGCAAAGGACGCGAUCUCACCAUCAGCAUCGAAAUGGUGGGGUCGAUCAUCUGCAAUGCAAGCAACAAGUAUGGCAUCGCUUUGAAAACCAUCAAGUUGGUGCCCAAAGAGGAUUACUUGCCCCUGAUUGCAGGCUUCGUGGCUGUCGUCGUGGUGAUCAUCUCCGUGAUCUUUGUGUUCAUCUACUCCAUCUACUACACAAACACCAAGAUGGGCCACUACAGCCUGAAGGACGCCAAGCCCAACACGCAAAAGGGAGACGUAGCGCAGAACGGCCUUGACAGCAGCCUUCCCAUGAAAAAGCUCUCCCAACAGAACAUCUAUGUCAUGGGCAUGACUCCGUGACUUUGAUGCACCAUCUGAGGACAAGCCUGACUUAAACAAAGCAGGCUCGAGAUAGAUUUGAGGCUCUGGAACAGCCCAUGAGACACUUACAUGAACGGAGAGGGUUAUGGGUCCUGAGCCUGGUUCACACUUCAAAAGUCUUCAUCCAAAUCUGCUCAAACCUUGGCAGAUCUGUUUAGCUUGGCAGCACAACAGAGAAUGACAUUGUUAGAGAAUAGCAAUCCCCCCCCCCCCACCUUUGUGAUAUCUGUUUUGCCCUGGGAAGCCAAAGGACCCCUUGUGGUGAAUGAUUCAGUAUGACACAGUACAGCCCAUGCUGUAACCUAAAGCUUAUACAGCUUACCUACUAAGUGUAGCCUACCAAGAGAAUAUUGCACAUUCCAGCAUGUUCUUUCCUCCGAGUCAGGUAUGUAGCUUCGGUUCCUACUGCAUAUGCAGGAGGUGCUGUGUUCUGAGGUCAUCACUACUACAUUGUCAUCAACAUGCUGGACUGGAUGUAUGGCACCGUUUUGUUUUUGUUUGUUCGUUUGUUUGGUGCUUUUGUAGAUUUCUCUUUCUGGCCCUGUGGAUGAAAUCAUGUUGUGCUAUCUCCUGCAUGUUAUGGGCCAUAUUAACUUAUAAUUGUAUGUCAGUAUGUCAGUAUCUACAUAUAUGAAUGUAAAUAUGAAGAGUUCAGAUGCAAAAACCCUCUAAAUGCCACCUCCAUCACACUGAGAUCAUGGUGGUGAGUGAAUGCUCUCCACACAUAGUCUACGUUGAUCAAAUAAUUUUGUUUCAAAACCCGCUAAAUACCACUCUUUACCUGGUCUAAAGUAUCGAAAAAUCUAUUGGAGCCUAAUGAAGAAAUGCUCAUUUAAAAGAAAAAUGGUCAGACAAAUUUAGAGGGUUUUGCAUCUCUGUCAUUACUGUUUGGGAAUUUAAACAAGAUGCAAAGCAGACGGCAUGGGAAAAUGCAGAGCUCCUGACUUAGAUACAGCUGGGUUUGUUUUAGAGAGACGUACUGUAGCACAAUAUCCACUGCUGAGUGGAAAUUAUGAGUCGUUAAAAUUAAAAUGUAACUUAUCAAAUGGGCAAAUACCCAUAAUGGGAUAUUUGUAGGACUGCCUAUGGUAUUUGCUAUGAGGGCCUAUAUGUGCCUAUAUGAAGGAUGUCCUUGUCUUUGCAGAAAUGAAAUUGACUGCCUGCAUUAGCAUAUAUACCUGCCUUGAUUCUGUAGCCCGUUGUACACUGGAUGAGAUCUGUGAUAUCACACUGUAGGCAAAUGGAGUCUGUUUUUACGAAGAUGGAAAGCUAAUCUGCAUAAUUGAAGGAUGUAUUUUAUUUAUAUAAAGUAUUUCAUAAUA